Molecule: messenger RNA, 3224 nt
Organism: Magallana angulata
Lineage: Eukaryota; Metazoa; Mollusca; Bivalvia; Ostreida; Ostreidae
Product: sulfotransferase 1B1-like
Exons: 5
Coding region: 23-853 (276 amino acids)
Biological process (GO): sulfation
Cellular component (GO): cytoplasm
Molecular function (GO): sulfotransferase activity
Source: RefSeq, a predicted model, not a curated record
GCUGCGCACGCAAUAUUUUCCAAUGGCGACUUUAAGGGUAGGUGAUUUGGUUCUACCAAGCUUUCCACCCUAUGUGAAAGACGCCCGCAAACACAUUAGUGACAUCGAGAACUUUCCUACAAGAAAAGAUGACAUUUUAUUAUUUAAUUACCCAAAAUCAGGGAACCAUUGGUUAAACGAGAUCAUACCCCGACUUCUACACAACAAACUGGAUUCAGACCACAUGCUGGAUAAGAGCUUACUGGACUAUGUGGAAGAUCUAGAAAGCAUGGACUCGAUUCCCUCCCCAAGAGUUAUGACGUCACACCUUCCUCCUCGACAUCUUCCAAAGGAUCACAUAAAAAAUGGUGGGAAAAUUAUCCAUAUUAUUAGGAACCCCAAGGACGUGGCACUUGCGGCUUUCCACCACUAUAAACAGGAUCCUUUCGCGGCUGAGGUCCUUGGCGUCUCCAAAGAUCUAUCUGCAUUCCUGGACUUGUUUCUGAAAGGAGAGACUCUCUAUGGCAGCUGGUUUGAUCGAGAAAGAGAGUGGGAAGAAGCAGCAAAGAAAAAUCCAGAUAACUUGCUUGUUAUAUACUAUGAGGACCUGAAACAGAAUGGAAUGGAGAGCAUGAAGAAAUUAGCCACUUUCUUGGGUACAAGUAUAGACACCGACUUUCUACAAUCUGUUUACGAUACAUGCACUAUCGAAGAGGUUAAAAAGAGAAAAACUACUCCCUUUGACAAUAUUUUCCACAGAAAAGGUGUUGUGGGUGACUGGAGAUCAAACUUCACAGAAAGUGACAACGAGAAAUUUGAUCAGGUUUACAAGGAGAAAAUGAAAGAUUCAAACCUUAAAAUACGAUUUGUUUAAUAUUGAUAAACUAUACACAAUCAUUUAUACCAGAUGGUGACUAUAAUUUUUAUUGUGACUGUAAGAUAAUCGUCUGUUACAGUUUUUUAGUUUGGAUCCCCUAACUCACCAAAGGGACGUUCUAUUGGCGACCGUUUUCAUUAUUUGUUGUACGUAUCACCAUUUUGUAUAUAACAACUCGGAUUAUCUUGAUCAAACGAAUGUAGGAUGUGCAAGAGGAAUAAAGCAAAUGAAUCAAUUAAUGUAAAGAACGUACAAAUGAAUGCAACAUAUAUGAAUAUUCAUUAUUACUUGACACGUAAUUCACAAACCACUAUUAUAUACCUGACCAUGAUAAAAUCCCUAUUUUGUCUGAAACAACUCUGAUUAUCUUGAUAAAACGAAUGUAGCAUGUGUAGGUGGAAUAAAACAAAAAGAACAAAUAAGUGUGAAGUACGUAAAAAUAAAGGCAAUUUUUAAGAAAAUUCAUUAUUACUUGAUAUAUUAUACACAAACGACUUGUAUACACCUGGCCAUGAUAAGCAGUACUGCAUUUACUAUGAUUCUGAAAAUUACUAAUGAAGAGAAACGGAUUCUGUUGUUAAGAUGGGAUCAUGAGUUGCUAGUAAAUUCUUUCAUUUGUGACCGUAAAGCCAUUUGGGCCCUUUUUUUCUGUUUGAUUGCCUCUACAGUGAUGUUUAACUUUGUUGUUGUUUUUUUAUUUCUUUAAUGUAUAAAGCUGUUGUAGAAUUAUUAUUGAUUACUUGAUAAACGAUUUUUGUCAACUAUUACUCCGAAACAAUUUGAGGAAUUGUGAUAAUGUGAUAAUUGUAAAAGUUUGCUUGAAGUGAGAAUAUAGAAAGCUGCGAGAACUUGUGUUCAAAUACAUUCUAUCUUACAUGAUAAAAUGUGUCAAACAUGUGGCAACAUAUGUAUCAUAUGUGGUUGACCUAAAAUUAUUCACUUCUUUAAAAUAAGGAUAGACGAUGAGGCAUUUACCUUAAAGAUAUAAGAAAUACAAAUUGUAACAUUUUAGGAAGUCUUAACGGAUCUUCUCUAAUUCCACAGUAGUUGGAGAUGAACUGAAGGCAUAGUAAAAAUGUUCAUGAAGCCCUCUUUACCAAAUUGAGAAAUUGAUAGCUCCUUGUCAGUGGUUCAGACCAUUUGGCGCGGCCAAUAUGGUCAUAUACUGAAGAUGAAAUUAAUCUUAGAAAAUAUUCUAAUUAUAAUAACUCCAAAACAUAAUACUGCAAGACAGAUUCAUCUGCAGACUGUCGGCCUUUUGUUGAUUUAGAAAUCUUGUCAUAUACUGUAUAUACCGAACAGGACUCGUUUUACAUAAGAGCUCAGGGCGAAAUCGUAAAAAUUUACAGCCUCAUGGAAUUAUUUUUUAUUAAAUAAAAAUCAUGUAAAAUCUUUUCUUAUAAAAAAUCAUAUGAAACCAUUUUUAUUUAUCUUGCAAUUAAAAUAAUUUUUAAAUCUUUAGUUCUUAAAGCUUAAUCGCUCAAUUAAAUGGAAAUACUGAUCAGAAGACCUAAAUAAUCAAGUUUGAUGAAAUACACAAAGUUGCAAAUGCUCGUUAGUUUGGAUUUAACUCAAUGUUGGAACAUUUGUAGAUGUUUUAUAAAACAAACACUAGCCUAUUGAAUCGAAGUUGAAAUCAUUAAUAAGGAUCGUCAGGAUGAGCUCCUUGAUAGCUAACGUGAUUUUCAGUUUUAUAAACUAGACAGGUAUAUGUUUUCCUUUAUUUUGUUAUUUAAAUCUGUAAGUUUAUUUUAAAAAAAUUCAUGUCAGCUCAAAUUUUCAGGUCAACUGAUAUAUGUUCAUGAAUUUGUUUCAUAUUCCUGCAUAACAAUUGAUAGUGAUGAUAUGUCAUAGUUUUUUUUUCAACUUAUUGCACGACGGAGUAUGAUAAAAGCCAGACAAUAUCAUCUAAUUUGACUCAGAACAAUGUAUCUUUUGCAUACAAAUUUCAGGUCAUCUAAAAUUUUCAGGUCAAUUCCAAUUUUAAAGUCUUUCGCACUUCUGCGUAAAUAACCGAAACUGACGCUAUUUAAUGAUAGAUUUCAACACGUAUAUACCUAGAUAUAUGAUUAAAAACUCACCAAUAGACAUUAAAAUUGAUGCAUAACAUAAAAUUUAUUUAUUAACGUUAACUAAAUGUAUAAAAUUUCAGGUCAGUUCGAAUUUUCAGGUCAAUUCAAAUUUUCAGGUCUUUUGCAUUCCUGCUUAGAUAACUGAUCAGUAUGAUAUAUUUUAAAACAUAUAUACCUGGUAAUAUAAUAAAAACUCACAAAUAGACAUUAAUAUUGACGCCUAACAUAGAAAUGUAUCAAUUAUAUAAAAUUUCAGGUCAGUUCAAAUUUUCAGGUCUAUUCAAAUUUUCAUGUCU